AUGGAAGGAAAGCAAAAUGGUCUGUGUCUGCUAGUUGCAAUUGUGUUGGAAUGCCUCUUUCUGUGUGCUUCACAAAUUUCUGCAGGUGACAAGAUGGUAGAAAACAAUUCAGAUAAGCUGAGCCUCGGAGGAUUUCUUAUUAGUCAACAAGAUAGAUCUUGUUUGGUGUCUCCCAAUCAGACAUUUUCUGCCGGAUUUUAUGAAGUGGGUGACAAUGCAUAUGCUUUUGGCGUGUGGUACACUCAUACGGCGAAUCUAACAGUUGUUUGGACGGCAAACAGAGAUCAGCCCGUGAACGGAAGGGAUUCCCGUCUUGAUCUGCAAACCGAUGGAAACCUGCUUCUGUAUGAUGCAAAUGGAAGGACUGUAUGGGAAACACACACGGCCGGCAACGACUUGAAUGUUAAAGAGGCUGUUCUACUGGAAACGGGAAAUCUUGUUCUGCUGAACUCAUCUGGAGGGAGCGUUUGGGAAAGUUUCAAGUUUCCAACAGAUACUCUUCUUCCCCAUCAGCCACUCAUAGGGAAUUCUCAGUUAGUAUCUAGGUUGGGCACAGAUCCCAUUACCUCAGGAUACUAUCGUCUCUAUUUUGACAACUACAACUUUCUUCACUUAAUGUUCCAAACAUCGUAUGUGGUCUCCAAUUACUGGCCUUCCGUCUACGAUGGAUUAUCGGGAUUCAACCUUAGCCGUUAUGCAGUUUUGGACGAGUUUGGUGGCUUCAAAUCAAGCGAUAACUUUAGUUUCGCCGCCUGGGAUUAUGGCCUAAAUCUUAAAAGAAGAUUGACCUUGGAUCCCGAUGGCAAUCUGAGAUUAUAA
Molecule: messenger RNA, 819 nt
Organism: Cryptomeria japonica (Japanese cedar)
Lineage: Eukaryota; Viridiplantae; Streptophyta; Pinopsida; Cupressales; Cupressaceae
Product: putative receptor protein kinase ZmPK1
Exons: 1
Coding region: 1-819 (272 amino acids)
Source: RefSeq, a predicted model, not a curated record